GCUAUUAUACGUUUUCAAUGGGGAAAUCCCUGAAAGGCAAACUGCAUGCCUUUCUACUCGAACGACAUGGAUCGACGAGAUACGAUCUGCAAUCUGACCAACUGGCGCGAAUCAUAUCCGAGAUUUACUCGAAAACCCUUCGCGACUGCGACUGUCAGCCCGACUGCGAGAAUACCAAAUACACCGUGUCCAUCACCGGCGAACCCUUGAACGCAGCUCGCUUCAAACCCGGAAUAUUUUACAACAAAGCGAGAGAAUACCCUAAUUCGACGGCGCUGCACAUCACGUUCGCCGGACAGGCUGCGGUACUCGAACGUCGAGAGUUGGUUCUUUCUUGGAUAAACCUCGUGUCUUCACUAGGAGGCGUGUUUAGCUUGUUUCUGGGGUGCAGCUUCAUCUCCGUUAUUGAGUUUUUCUACUUUUUCAUAUUUCAAUUGGUGAGAAAGUUGCAAACGAGACGUGCCCAGUAAUGGCACGAGCGGCCGAAGCAGCGGCAAAACGAACAGCGAAUCAGACAGAAGUCUUCUUUAGACAAGGAGAUUCUGAAAUCGGUAAAUUGAUGCUUCUUGCAUAAAACUGUAAUGGAUGUAUAGAAUGUGUACAUGAAUCAAAUGGAACAAUGCUGAUUUGUAUAACAGUCAAAGAGUAUG
This is a messenger RNA of Nasonia vitripennis (jewel wasp), 650 nucleotides long. Its product is annotated as sodium channel protein Nach-like. Gene Ontology annotation, molecular function: sodium channel activity. Gene Ontology annotation, biological process: sodium ion transport. Bases 18 to 470 code for a protein of 150 amino acids. The transcript has 4 exons. NCBI's taxonomy places the organism in Eukaryota, Metazoa, Arthropoda, Insecta, Hymenoptera, Pteromalidae. Gene Ontology annotation, cellular component: membrane. The record is from RefSeq and is a predicted model, not a curated record.